AUGACGAUGCGCGUAGGAAGUGGCAUCACCGCAGUCGGCCUGAUGGCAGUCGUCCACACAAUGUCGACUGCGGCACAAAACCUGUCCUACGGAGCAGACAACUUCUACCGUAGCAAUGUCGUCACAAUUCAGCCCAUCACUUUCCAGACUCAGUAUAAUACGACCGUCGCUGGCAGCCUAUUCACCCACAACAACCUCGACAUCACUGUCAAUACCUCUGCUAUUGUUGUCGGCCACCCCAUGGGCGCGGUCAAGGAGCAAAGCGCGAAUCUCUAUGCCACAAAGCUAGCAGAACAGGGCUUCGUCACCAUGUCUCUAGACCUCCCUCACUGGGGCGGCAGCGAGGGUACGCCAUGCAAUGCCGUGUCAGCAGAGCUUUACGCCGACGCCUUCAGUGCUGCGGUCGACUAUCUCAUCACCCAGGACUUCGUCGACCAUGACCGCAUUGGCGCCCUCGGCAUCUGUGGCAGCGGCUCGUUCGUCAUCAGCGCCGCCAAGAUCGACCCGCGCAUCAAAGCUAUUGCGACUUCGAGCAUGUACGACAUGGGCUCCGUUUCUCGCAAUGGGUUGCAAAAGUCCGUGUCUCUUGGGCAGCGCAAGGAGAUCAUCGCCGGGGCGGUACAACAACGCUCGAUCGAGGUGAAUGGCGGUGAGGUGGAAUACACCGGUGGCACGCCGCAAGAAAUCACAGAAGAGUCAACUGCUGUCGACCGCGAGUUUUUCGACUUCUACCGUACUCCGCGUGGUGAGUUUACACCUGAGGGCUCGUCACCGAACCUCACGACGCACCCGACGCUGUCAAGCAACACCAAAUUCAUGAACUUUUACCCGUUUAACGAUAUCGAGACGAUUUCGCCACGGCCUUUACUGUUCGUCUCGGGAGACCAGGCACACUCGCGUGAGUUCAGCGAGGACGCUUACGCUCGUGCGGCUGAGCCGAAGGAGCUGGUCUGGGUUGCGGGCGCCGGUCAUGUCGACCUCUACGACCGGGUGGAACUCAUCCCGUUCGGAAAGUUCACACAGUUCUUCCAAAAGAGCCUCGUUGGAAACUGA
Messenger RNA from Colletotrichum spaethianum, 1053 nucleotides. RefSeq lists its product as uncharacterized. The transcript has a single exon. NCBI's taxonomy places the organism in Eukaryota, Fungi, Ascomycota, Sordariomycetes, Glomerellales, Glomerellaceae. Bases 1 to 1053 code for a protein of 350 amino acids. The record is from RefSeq and is a predicted model, not a curated record.